AGCAAAAAAUUCGCGGGAGGUAGAGCCAUGCGGAGCCAAGGAAUCCAAACUAAGUGAGCUUCAAAAAAUGUCAUAUCUUUACCGAAAGAUUGCUUCAAAUCCGCUAUGUAGCGUAUCUAGAGUCUUGAGAGGGUACCCUAUAGUAUUUGUACCAAGUCGAUUGUGUGCAAAUAGUAAUGUUCCACCGUUAGACCAGCCAAUUGUUAAACUUCCUCCUCCUCCUCCUGGAGUCGUAGAACAUGUCAAAUGGACCAGGGAUCAUCAUGAAACACAAGUAACUACCUUAGAAAAUGGCAUUAGAGUCGCUUCUGAAGAGUCGUUUGGGCAGUUUUCUACUGUAGGAGUUGUUAUUGAUGCAGGAUCUAGAUAUGAAGUGGACUGUCCUGCAGGCAUAACACAUGUCCUAGAAAAACUGGCAUUUCAGAGUACUGCAAGGUUUCCCAACCAAGAUGAUAUACUACAAAUUCUUGAACCUGUAGGUGGAAUGGCUGAUUGUACCUCAUUCAGAGAUGCAAUUGUUUAUGGAACUUCAACAUUCACAAGUGGCGUUCCAAUGGCCAUGGAAGUCUUGUCAGAAGGCAUUUUGUAUCCUAAUAUUAGUGAACAGGAGGUUGAGGAACAGAAAAUGACUGUACAAUUUGAAUUAGAGAACCUAGAGUUCAAGCUUGAUCCGGAACCUCUCCUCACUGAUAUGAUCCAUGCUGCAGCAUACAGAGACAACACACUUGGUCUUCCAAAGCUCUGCCCUCCAGACAGCCUCGGAAAAAUAAACGUAAAAGAGAUCAUUCAAUUUUUACAAAGAUAUUACCUGCCAUCCAGGAUGGUUGUGACUGGAGUGAACGUUGACCAUGAGCAACUUAUUGAUUUGACGAGACAGUACUUUGUGAACAAAAAGCCAACAUGGAUGGCAGAUGAAGAUGUGGUUAUCAAACCGCCAGAUAAAUCUAUAGCCCAAUAUACCGGUGGAAUAAUCAAGGAGCACCUAAAUGAACCACGAAUAAACCCAGGGCCUUCACCCCUGCCAGAGUUGGCCCACAUUUCAAUAGGCCUUGAAAGCUGUCCUUAUGUAGAUGAAGACUUCUUUGCCUUUACCGUGCUGAACACACUCAUGGGUGGGGGAGGGUCAUUCUCUGCUGGAGGGCCUGGCAAGGGAAUGUACUCAAGGCUUUACCUCAAUGUCUUGAAUCGAUACCACUGGAUUUACUCGGCAACAGCAUUUCAUCAUAGUUAUGCCGAUAGUGGAAUGUUCUGUAUUCAUGCCAGUACACAUCCAAGCAGGGUUCAUGACCUUGCACAAGUCAUAAUAAGAGAGUAUUUCUCCCUGGCCAGUGGACUGAUCAGCGAGAGUGAAGUUGCUAGAGCCAAGAAACAGCUACAAUCAAUGCUGAUGAUGAACCUGGAAUCAAGAAUCAUAGUAUUUGAAGAUAUAGGAAGGCAAGUACUGGGUCUUGGAGAGAGACGAACUGCAAAAGAUCUCUAUGACUGUAUCGAGGCCGUCACAAUAGAUGACAUCAAACGCGUGAGUUCCCGGAUGUUAAGUACCAAUCCCUCAGUGGCUGCAUUUGGUAACCUGUCAAUGUUGCCUAAAUUCGAGAGUUUCCAACAAGCAUUUGCCAACAAGGGAGUAUUUCCUGGGAAGUCACUCUUCUUUAAUUUUCGAAGGGUUUGAAAAAUCAAAAAAGAUGUGAAGCCAGAAGAAAGAAAGUUCUAAAAUCUUUCUAUCAGGACAGUUUAUUUUAUUCACCAAACCUGCUCUGGAUGGAUAAAGAAUGAAGUUCACUGAAAGUACGGGACCGUUUACAUGAUACCUGAGUGCGGAACGAGUUCAUCCCGGUUGCUAUAUUUCUUUGUGUUUGUUUACAUGAUACCCAGGCAAAAUUUCAUUCCUGAACGAGUCAUUUCGGAACGAGUUUAUCCCCAUUUUCAUUCCGGAACGAUAUUCCAUACCAGACUAGAACUGCUCUCUGCGGGGGAGACUGAAACGAAUAACGCAUGCGUAUCGGACCUUUUCAUGCUUGAACUCGUUCUGUGAAUUUUUCUCAUGUAAACGCGGUAUGACAUUGUAUUCUCGUCCAGGAACGAAUUCUUUUCAGUAUCAUGUAAAUGGCCCCUAAAAGUGAAGCGUUUGGCAAGCAAUUGGAAAGUGCGAGUCAAUGGACUACUUGGACGAUACGGUGAGCAUCUUACCAGGGGGCAAAACCGCAAAACAAAAAUGACAGAAAAUAUAUAUAGUUUCGUGUGUUUGUCUUUCUUUUAUGGGUAAAGGUGAUCGAUGUGCCGUUUUAAUUCAUCUUUUGUUGUAUUCUCUUGUGGUGAGCUGUUAACAUCAAUCGACGUCAUUACUGUAACAAAGCUUUGUUUGCACCUGGACGCCCCAUAAUGCAUCAUGAUCCAAGAUGGCCGCCGUAUCGUUGAAGUAGUCCAUUAUGCCAGUAGAAAGUAAAUCACCUUCUUUUUUCCUGUCAGUUAUUUAUAGUAAGAUGUUUUCUUGCUGCAAACCUUUUGAAAGUACUUACUCGCUGUGAAUACGAAAAUGAAUUUUGGAUGACAAAACUAGCCGAGAAUGUUUUUCGGUGCACCGUCAAACCUCUAUUAUAUUAAGGGCACAAUCUUCACCAAUAGUUCAGCUAUCUGUGAGAUCCCUAAAUUUAUUCAGAAGACACCUCUAUUAAGCAGACACCAGACAAGGUUCCGAAGGUGUCCGCUUAAUACAGGUAUCUCUGUAGUUCUCUCACAAGUCAUAAGCAAUUUUUGCAAAUGAUUUCAGUUACACACCCUUCACUAAACGUUCGGCGAGAUCUGCGAGGUCCCUAAAUUUAUUCAGAAGACACCUCUAUUAAGCAGACACCCGAGGCAAGGUCCUGAAGGUGUCCGCUUAAUACAGGUACCUCUGUAUUCCUCUCACAAGUCAUAAGCAAUUUUUGCAAAUGAUUUCAGUUACACACCCUUCACUGCGAGAUCCCUAAAUUUAUUUAAAAGACACCUCUAUUAAGCAGACACCAGGUAAGGUCCCGAAGGUGUCCGCUUAAUACAUAGUUUUUUCACAAGUCAUAAGCAAUUUUUGCAUGUGAUCUUAGUUAAAUUUCAAACCCUGAACAUCUCUCUUUUUUUAAUAUAUGAAAUGAUUUGUGUACAUUUUCAGGAUAUGUAUGUCGGCUCAAAGGUCUAUUUAAAAAAACAUUCAUUAACUGGACCUUAGGGAAUGUAAUAUACAUGAGUAGAAAUAAGAAUAAAAAGUUAAAAACUGAGAUACGAAAAUAAAGACACAUUGCGAGAACCAGAAAUUUAAGGCUUCAAUAAUCAUUUUAUUAUUUAACAAAAAAAAUUUCCAAAUUUGCCCUAAUCAAGAUUUAGUAGAAAAAUUCCUAUUUUGUAAUAUUUUUUUCUUAAAUAAAAACCAUAAGGCGCUGCAAUGGUAAAAUGACCUACCUAAAACUUGUACAAAUCGGGAAAAAUGUAUUCAUAAAGCGACUCAUUCAAGGAUUUUGAUUUAGCGAGUUG
Actinia tenebrosa (Australian red waratah sea anemone) is the source of this 3501-nucleotide messenger RNA. RefSeq names its product mitochondrial-processing peptidase subunit alpha. NCBI's taxonomy places the organism in Eukaryota, Metazoa, Cnidaria, Anthozoa, Actiniaria, Actiniidae. The record is from RefSeq and is a predicted model, not a curated record. Gene Ontology annotation, cellular component: mitochondrion. Gene Ontology annotation, molecular function: metalloendopeptidase activity; metal ion binding.